CAGUCUGUCAAAUCAUUUCAUUCAGCCUGAUGAAAUUGUUGAAUGGCAUACCUGUCUGUCAACCUACCGAGCAGGCUACCUGCGUGAACUCUGCCCGUGCUCCCAUAGAGCACAUUCUGCAGUAUCGCUUAAGCUAGCAGGCUAGUCACAUGUUUUGGGUCAGGGUGUCUUUGGAGGGAAGCCUGAAGUGACACAGUCCAGUGAUAUCCGAAUCCAGCUUACUCUGGCUGGGCUCUCAAAAUUCCCCAUACCCUAGCUUGCAGAAGCCUGUAGAUGGUAGAAAUUAUUAAUACAUUAGCUAAACUGGAUAUGUCUGCAAUGAUGCAUAAUGUCUGACAUGAGUUGGGAUUCAAGGGUUUCUCACCCAUCAGGCUGGUUGGGUUUCAGCCUUGAGACAAUCAAGGCUGUAUUCUGUUCCCAUGGACACGGGCAACACUAAGACCUUGACAAGACCUCGUCAAAGACGGUUAAAUGUAAUAGCCCCCACACUAUCUCAUUGUCUCUGGGAAAUCGGUGGAAUACCUAGUGAGGUUUUGGCUAGAGAUUCAAUAGAAUCUUAACGGUCUGCAACAGAUUGGAAGUUGGAACUGGGUGUGGCGUCUUGAAUGUGGUGAGGAAAUUAUUAUAAAUUCUUCCCUGGUCAUUAAAGGCAUUUAAUGUUAUAGCAAUUUAAAUACCUUUUUAAUAUCGUGGAUGGCUCGAGGACAGACACACGCGUACAAUGCAACAUUCCUUUAUCUUGCUCUGGUCCUCUCUUAUCACAUGUCCCACUGUCCUUUGUUCUAAAUCUUCCUGACGCAGUCUUCUCUUUUUGCUCGCCCCUUCAGAUGCCAUCUAUCUUUUCCUGCCGCUCGUUCAUCUCCUCGCUCCCAAUCUCUGAAACUACCCGUAGCCCUUGCAUGCGUGGCUGCACAUAAACCAAGCGCUCUCCACCUAGUCAAUUCUCCUGCGAGUAUCUCUGCCCUAUUCUUAUUGACCGCGUCCCUCCGAUCAAUGGCUCUGCCAGCCGUGGGGAAGUGUUGACCACUGCCUCCGCACUAGUAGUCUGCGGAGGGACCUCGUCUCCUCGUUCUUUGUCUGAAGGAGCUCCAGUCUGUCACCAUGACUUCACCUAGAUAUGUUUAGUGUGCUUUGUGCCACGGGGGCUGAUCGUUGCGCCUCACGUUUACCUGUGUGUUUUCUCUCCUCCGGUAGCCGAGGCCAUCCUGGACCAUGUCAUCGGGGUGACGGAGACGGCUUCAGUAUUCACGUCGGAGAGGGAGCAAGGUGCGCCCCGCAGACACAGCGGCGAGGAGGUGCAGAGCCAGGGGCAGGAGGAGGAGGAGGAGGAGGAGGAGGAAGAGGAAGAGUGGCAAGACGAGAGAAGAAGGAUGGGCGUGGGGAAGAAUACAACCUCCAAAUCUAUAGAAGGAGGAGGAGAUGGGAACGGGAACAAAUAUGAGGAGGAAACCAAACGCGGAGCGGACUUCUACCCUAUUCCGGUGGUGGUGAAUGGGGUGAGCCAGACCAAUGGAGAACAAGACACGGAGGACACAGAGCUGAUGGCCGUCUACGCUAAAGAGAAUCAAGGAGGAGAGAAGUGUUCCAUGUCUGAGACGUUGGACAGUACAGACAGCGUGGACGCCAGACGGAAUGACAUGAUCUACACCAUCGAAGACUGCCCGCCGUGGUACCUGUGUGUCUUCCUCGGCCUACAGCACUAUCUGACUUGCUUUAGCGGCACCAUCGCCGUCCCCUUCCUCCUGGCUGACGCCAUGUGUGUGGGCUACGACCAGUGGGCCACCAGCCAGCUGAUAGGGACCAUCUUCUUCUGUGUGGGGAUAACCACCCUGAUCCAGACCACCGUCGGAUGCAGGUUGCCUCUUUUCCAGGCCAGUGCGUUUGCCUUCCUCGCCCCAGCCAGGGCAAUUCUAUCACUCGAUAAAUGGAAGUGCAACAAUACAAGUAAAUACUUUCUCUAUUUCCCUCACUGACUCUUAAAUUGGAUAACGUUUGACGUCUGCAAAUCAAAUCUGUCAAAUGCGCUGUAAGUACGACAUAAGCGCUGUAAUUUGAUUAUAAUUUUUAAGUAAUAGCCGUAGCCAUCCUUCAGCUAUUAGUGAG
Gadus macrocephalus (Pacific cod) is the source of this 2103-nucleotide messenger RNA. RefSeq names its product solute carrier family 23 member 2-like. Gene Ontology annotation, cellular component: membrane. The transcript has 5 exons. The record is from RefSeq and is a predicted model, not a curated record. Gene Ontology annotation, molecular function: transmembrane transporter activity. NCBI's taxonomy places the organism in Eukaryota, Metazoa, Chordata, Actinopteri, Gadiformes, Gadidae. Gene Ontology annotation, biological process: transmembrane transport; L-ascorbic acid metabolic process. Bases 1371 to 1973 code for a protein of 200 amino acids.